Messenger RNA from Oncorhynchus keta (chum salmon), 3118 nucleotides. It is a transcript of the gene rnf19a, whose product is annotated as ring finger protein 19A, RBR E3 ubiquitin protein ligase. Lineage: Eukaryota; Metazoa; Chordata; Actinopteri; Salmoniformes; Salmonidae. The coding region runs from base 1 to 3000 and encodes 999 amino acids. Gene Ontology annotation, biological process: ubiquitin-dependent protein catabolic process; positive regulation of proteasomal ubiquitin-dependent protein catabolic process; protein polyubiquitination. The record is from RefSeq and is a predicted model, not a curated record. The transcript has 10 exons. Gene Ontology annotation, molecular function: zinc ion binding; ubiquitin conjugating enzyme binding; ubiquitin protein ligase activity. Gene Ontology annotation, cellular component: cytoplasm; ubiquitin ligase complex.
AUGUCAGUGUUGGAGCCAUUACUGCCCCGGGGUGGCCUGGAGCCAUUACUGCCCCGGGGUGGCCUGGAGCCAUUACUGCCCCGGGGUGGCCUGGAGCCAUUACUGCCCCGGGGUGGCCUGGAGCCAUUACGGCCCCGGGGUGGCCUGGAGCCAUUACUGCCCCGGGGUGGCCUGGAGCCAUUACGGCCCCGGGGUGGCCUGGAGCCAUUACGGCCCCGGGGUGGCCUGGAGCCAUUACGGCCCCGGGGUGGCCUGGAGCUGUGUCUUGAUGUGAUUACUGGUAGUGUGGUGUCCAGAACAGAUCCAGCCCUGUGGGCCAUACGAGACCAGACCUGGAGAGCAGGCCCAGGCCGCCACCAGAGACCACCACCAUGUCUUACCAGCCUGCGCCUGCUCCUUAACACCCUGUCCCCCCAGCCCCUCUCACCAUCCCCCUCCCUCCCUGUGGAUGCCCCCCUGCCUGGUGGAGGAGGAGCCUCCUCUGGUGGGGAGAUGAGCCUGCAGCAGCUGAGGGGGGAUCGGGGGGGUUCUGGGUCUGAGAGGGACCUCCACUCAGCAGCUUCCUCCAUCAGCCUGCCCUCCGUCAGGAAGGGCCCCAAGAAGAGACGCCUCUCCCUGCGCUCGCUGUUCAGCCGGCGCCACCGUGGGGAUCGAGACCCCAAGAGGAAAUCACAGGACUUACAGGUUGGCGGUGUGGACGGGAUCGCCAGCGUGGAGAGCAUCCAUUCAGAGAUAUGUCAUGGAGACAAGACCUCAACGCUCUCCGCCCCCGUUGUGGCCUCUUCCUCCUCCGAGUUCCUGGAGUGUCCUCUCUGUCUCCUCCGCCACGCCAGAGACCGUUUCCCUGACAUCAUGACCUGCCACCACCGCUCCUGUGCGGAUUGCCUGCGCCAGUACUUACGUAUAGAAAUCAGUGAGUCGCGCGUCAACAUCAGCUGUCCAGAGUGCUCUGAGCGGUUCAACCCCCACGACAUCCGCAUCAUCCUGGGAGACCAGCCCCUCAUGGAGAAGUACGAGGAGUUCAUGUUGAGACGAUGGCUGGUGGCCGACCCUGACUGCCGCUGGUGCCCCGCCCCUGACUGCGGGUAUGCAGUCAUUGCCUUUGGCUGUGCCAGCUGUCCUAAGAUCACGUGUGGGCGUGAGGGGUGUGGCACAGAGUUCUGUUACCACUGUAAACAGCUGUGGCAUCCCAACCAGACGUGUGAUGCCGCCCGGCAGCAGAGAGCCCAGAGCCUGAGGCUACGCACCUUCCGUUCCUCAUCUCUCAACUACAGCCAGGAGAGUGGUGCUGCAGCUGAUGACAUCAAGCCGUGUCCGCGCUGCGCGGCUUACAUCAUCAAGAUGAACGACGGCAGCUGUAACCACAUGACCUGCGCCGUGUGCGGCUGUGAGUUCUGCUGGCUCUGCAUGAAGGAGAUCUCUGACCUGCACUACCUGAGCCCGUCAGGAUGUACCUUCUGGGGUAAGAAGCCAUGGAGCAGGAAGAAGAAGAUUCUGUGGCAGCUGGGCACGCUGGUGGGCGCACCGGUGGGCAUCGCUCUGAUCGCUGGCAUCGCCAUCCCCGCCAUGAUCAUAGGCAUCCCUGUCUACGUGGGGAGGAAGAUUCACAAUCGCUAUGAAGGAAAGGACAUCUCCAAACAUAAGAGGAACUUGGUGAUAGCGGGUGGCGUGACCUUAUCUGUCAUUGUCUCCCCCGUGGUGGCAGCAGUUACUGUUGGUAUCGGCGUGCCCAUCAUGCUGGCAUACGUCUACGGGGUGGUGCCCAUCUCUCUGUGUCGCAGCGGUGGGUGUGGCGUCUCUGCCGGUAACGGGAAAGGGGUCCGCAUCGAUUUUGAUGAUGAGAAUGAGAUGAACGUCGGAAGUGCAGCGGCUGCAACUGACGCCACAUCGGUGGCAGAGACCAGACACAACCCCAGCAUCGGAGAGGGCAGUGUGGGGGGCAUGACAGGCAGUCUGAGUGCCAGCGGGAGCCAAAUGGACCGGAUGGGCGCCAUGAGGGACAACCUGAGUGAGAAUGCCUCCACCAUGGCCCUGGCUGGGGCCAGCAUCACAGGAUCUCUGUCUGGCAGCGCCAUGGUCAACUGUUAUAACAGGUUGGAGGUCCAGGCUGAUGUUCAGAAGGAGCAGGGUAGUCUGAGUGGGGAGUCGGCAAAUGUCAGCUUGGGGACCAUCAGUGACAACACUAGCACCAAAGCAAUGGCUGGAUCCAUUCUCAACUACAUGCCUCUGGACAGAGAGGGUAACCUGGAGGUGGACAUGGAGGGGAAGCAGGAGAAGAAACUACAUCACCAUAGCAACAGCAGCAGCCUGGACGACGCCAGCGGCGAUGGGAGAGGGGUUGGAGUGUGUCCCUCCGGCUGCCCCCAUGAGUCUCGCUCCUCCAAAUGGGUGAAGGACCCCUCUUCCUCGGGGGGCAAGAAGAGCAAGGGCAAGCUGAGGACGAAGAAGACCAGCGGAGGAACUAAGAUCCAGGAGACCCGUGAGGACAUGGAUGCUCAGCUCCUAGAGCAGCGCAGCACUAACUCCUCAGAGUUCGACUCGCUCAGCGGCUCCCUGCCCUCCGUAGCAGACUCCCACUGCAGCCACUUAUCAGAGUUCAGCUGCUCUGAUCCGGAGACCUCCAGACCUCCUCCUCUCACCCCCUGCUGCAUUGACCUCCACCCCCAGCGCCCCCUCACCUCCCUGGGAACAGACCUGGUCACCGUCACCCCCCUGCCGGAGGUGGAGAACGACCAUCUGGAGAACUGUCCCGCUGCAUCCUCCUCCUCCUCACCUUCUUCCGCGACCCCCGUCUACACAGAAGGAGGGGUAGGAGGAGGUAUGCUCCUCUACAUCGCCGAGGAGAGCUUAGGGCUGAUGAGGACGACGCAGGAGGAGCUGGACUCCAUCGCGGUGGAGGAGGUCCUGAAGGAGACCAAUAACAACAUGUUGGACGGAGGUGUCGUAUCCCAGCAGCCUUCCAGCCCUGUGAGGAGUGGCUGCAUUCAGACUGAGAUAUAAACUCUCCUGGCUGGCUGGCUGGUUGACUGACUGGCUGGCUGACUGGCUGGUUGACUGACUGGCUGGUUGACUGACUCACUGGCUGGUUGACUCACUGGCUGGUUGACUCACUGGCUGG